This is a messenger RNA of Entrophospora sp. SA101, 1836 nucleotides long. The record is from the annotation of a GenBank genome assembly. NCBI's taxonomy places the organism in Eukaryota, Fungi, Glomeromycota, Glomeromycetes, Entrophosporales, Entrophosporaceae.
AUGACAAAAUUGUUUUAUGAACCAAAAAGAAUAAAUGAAAGGAAAGGGACUGAACCUCUUGCUUUAGUUUGCAUGAGGUUUUCAUGUUUAAUAAUUUCCAUGAUAAUAUUAAUGGUAUUUUUUGCUUUUAUGGUAUAUUCUGUUGCCUCCGAUGGAAGAAUCACUACAAGCGUGAUAAUACCUAAACCAUAUAUACCAAUACCAGAUUUAGUAAUAAAUGCGAAUUUUAGUUUUUCAAUGGAUUGUCAACUUCAAUACCUUGAUGGCAGAGCAAUAUCUCAAACAGACAAGGAUUCGUGUUCAAAUUAUAUAGUGCCAACAGUAUGUAAUGAACCUGAUCCUAAUGAUUUAUCAAAGGGUCGAUGCACAGGAAAAUUUCAAGUCCCAACUGAACUUCUGGAUGCACCUUUAACUGAAAGAUUAAGUUUUAGUUUGCCUGAUAAACGUUAUGGCAUUCAAUUUUUAAUCAAUAUCACUGAUGAUGUUCCUUAUGAUCCAAAAUAUGAUAAUGGUAUUAUAGUUAAAGCUUAUGAUCAAGAAUUUAAUCCACACAGAUUACCUGAAGCAGUAAAUAAUCUUAUAAGUAAAAUUGAUCCUUGUUUUAUUGAUAGACUUGAUAGUCUUAACUUUCAUAUGUUAGCCCAUCAUCAGAUUAAUAGAAUGUAUAUUGAUAGGAAGACAAGAGAAUUUAUUAUACCGUCAUUUUGGGAAGUGUUGGGCAUACCUCCAUUUUAUUUCCUUCAAACUUAUAUUAAUUCUAGAGUUGAAUCUGCAAAAAUACCCAGUAUAGCAGAUCAAUUUACACCUAAAAAUUAUGGUACUUUGUUUGUUGGUACUUUUAAUUGGAUUGAAAUAAUAGAAAGAGAUCUUAGAACUUAUAAUGUAAGUUGGUCUGCAGUAAUGCCUUGGGGUAUAUGUCAAAGGACAUGUUGUUCCCGCAAAUCCAAAGCAAAACUAUCUAAAAAAUUUGCACCAAAAGGUGUACCACUUAUGCCAUCAACUUUAGAUAAUGAUGUCGAUAAUUUAAUGAAAUUUUUGGGUUUAAUAUUACUAAGAUCAACAAAUUUCUCAAUUAAAAAUGAUGAAGAGAACACUUCAAAUUCUGAUAAUUAUUCAACGUCAACUAAAAAAGAUGAAAGAGAUGAAAAAGACGAAAAAGACAAUAUUUCAAACGCUGAAACUUCUUUACAAUCAACUAAAAAAGAUGAUGAUGAUACUUCAAAUGCUGGAAUUUCUUCACCAUUGCCAACUAAAAAAGAUGGGGAGAAUACUUCAAAUGCUGGAAAAUUUUUGAUAAAAAUUAAAAACAAAAUCAAACGUGAGAAUUCAGUUGGUCAAAAGGUUAAUAUGUCAAACCUACAACCUUCAAAUUCGAAAAAUGGAAAGCAUGAUCAAACUUUGGACGAACAGGAUGGAAAUCCUAUUCUUACUGACAAGUUACCGAUAGAUAAAGAUCAAUUUGAAGAUUCGCCAUCAGGACCUGAAAAAGAAAAACUAGCAGAUAAAAUAAUUAGAAAAUUUUCUAGAAAAGGUAAAAAGAGUACAAAUGACCCAAGUAAUAUCAAAAACGAUGAAGAUGACGACAAGAUUGAAGUUCUUCAAGAUAAAAAUGGCAGCGUUGAUGUGCCAGAAAUAAAUCCAAAUCAAAGUGAUAGUUCUAAUAAUAAUUCGCCAGGAGCUAAUCCUUCUGAAAUUGAAUUACUUCAAACACUUGUAAAUAUUGUUCAAGACGGAGAUGGCAACGUUAUUGAUGUCACUAAGUCAAGUCGUAGUAGUAUGAUUAGUCCUGAUGAGCUUAGAAAAAGUACAGUGUUUGAAGAUGAAAAUGCCAUAUAG